Phaeoacremonium minimum UCRPA7 is the source of this 1560-nucleotide messenger RNA. Its product is annotated as putative alkaline serine protease protein. The record is from RefSeq and is a predicted model, not a curated record. The transcript has 5 exons. Gene Ontology annotation, molecular function: tripeptidyl-peptidase activity; serine-type endopeptidase activity. Gene Ontology annotation, biological process: proteolysis. Lineage: Eukaryota; Fungi; Ascomycota; Sordariomycetes; Togniniales; Togniniaceae. The coding region runs from base 1 to 1560 and encodes 519 amino acids.
AUGCGCAUUGGCCUUAAACAGAUGAAUGUGGAUGCUGGCCAUGAGCGACUGAUGGACAUCUCUGACAUGGCUUCUCCAAAUUAUGGGAAGCACAUGACUGCUGAGGAGGUCAUUGACUUUUUUGCUCCUCACGAGUCAACUGUCACGACCGUCAUAGACUGGAUAGUAGGGAGUGGCAUCGCAAGAGAGCGCGUUAGCCAGUCGGUUAACAAGCAAUGGAUCCAAUUCGAUGCCACCGCCGAGGAGGCUGGGGACCUACUUAUCACGGACUUUUACUACAAUAUGCCUAAUGGCACGACCGCCGCGGCCGGCAAUGAGCUCGGAAUCUUCGAGCAUCUUGACCAGCAUUACAGCCGUGUUGACUUGGAUCAUUUCUUUGCGACUCUCUAUCCAUACAUUCCCUCCGGAUGGUACCCCAUCGAGGACUUGAUUGAUGGAGCCGUAGGAGCAGUCGAGGACCCUUCUGAAAUUCCGGCAUCCUAUGGUCUGGAGGCAUCCUUGGAUUUCGAUGCUGCUAUGCCACUUAUCUAUCCUCAGACUGCCGUCCUGUUCCAGGAAGAUGACGAGUACUACGAGUCAACUGGUGAUUUUGUCGGCUUCUGGAAUACGUUCCUCGAUGCGAUUGACGGCAGUUAUUGCACAUACAGCGCUUAUGGCGAGACAGGGGACUGUGUUGAUCCCGCAUGUGCUGACCCUGUCUAUCCUGACCUACAUCCCGGCGGUUAUAAGGGUGCUCUGCAAUGUGGCGUCUACAAGCCAACCAACGUAAUUUCCAUCUCGUAUGGCGCUUGGGACUACCCGGACAACUACAUGAAGCGUCAAUGCGACGAGUGGAUGAAGUUAGGUUUGCAGGGCGUUACUAUUGUUGUUUCGAGUGGUGACGACGGUGUUGGCGCCGAUGAGUACUGCUAUCCUGGGCCUGAUGGCCUCAUUUUUGAGCCCACAGAAGCUAGCGAGUGCCCAUAUGUUCUCUCAGUCGGCUCCACUCAAUUUGACCGGUACAAUACCUCUGCGCCGCCGACGCCGUGGGAGAAGUUGAACGAGAUUGCCACCACUCGCUUUGCUUCUGGUAGUGGUUUCUCCAACGUCUUUGGCGUUCCCAGCUGGCAGAAGUCCGCGAUCAAUGGUUACUUUGCCCAGGUCGACCUCCCGUUUUCCGCCUAUCACCACUACGUUAUUGACAAUGAUUUCACCUCUGUCAAAGGCGGGGUCUUCCACCACGGUGGCCGUGCUUAUCCUGACAUCGCCGCCAUCGGCGAUCGCCAGGUCGUUCUGCAGGAGGGCGUAUGGUAUCGCGUCGGUGGCACGUCGCUCUCGGCCCCUGUGGUUGGCUCCAUUCUAACACUGGUGAAUGAACGCCGCAUUGCAGCGGGCAAGAAGUCCGUCGGUUAUCUUAACCCUACCUUGUAUGCACACCCUGAGGUCUUUAACGAUAUCACGGUUGGAAGCAGCCCUGGCUGCAAUUCGACGGGAUUUGUCUGUGCUUCUGGUUGGGAUCCCGUGUCAGGCCUCGGAUCGAUCAAUUACCCGGAGUUUGAGGCGCUUCUUUUGAGCCUUUAA